Molecule: messenger RNA, 978 nt
Organism: Pseudonaja textilis
Lineage: Eukaryota; Metazoa; Chordata; Lepidosauria; Squamata; Elapidae
Source: RefSeq, a predicted model, not a curated record
ACUGAAUUAAAGGUGACCAUUACUGUCGAAGCUCAGGUGAAAGUUACUAACAGAGAAUACAAUAAAUCUCUGGAAGACUUAAGCUCUAAAUAUUCUCAGGAAAUUCAGGCUCAGUUUAAAAAGCAGAUGAAAGAUGUUUAUAGUGCUGUCCCUGGAUACCAUGAUGUGGAGAUCUUAGGAAUGAGGAAUGGCAGUGUUAUUGUGGACCACAAAGUCAUCUUCCAAGCACAAAUAGAGAAUAAUGAGAAAAUGAUCCAGCAGCAGAUGACAAAUAUUACAGAGGGAGUGAGGAAUUCCUUGGCAGAAAUCCAAAGUGAUGAGCAUUGUUCCAGGGAUUCAGGACCAGAACUAUGCUUUGUUCCUUUACCUAACUCGAUUCUUAAUUCAAGUUAUUCAUUCAAUGGCACCUGUAAAAAUAUUACUGAUCCGAAGUAUGCAGAUUACUAUUAUCCCCACAUAAUUGAGGGUACUGUGCACUGUAUCUCAAGAUGUUUCAAAGGCGCUCAAGAUUACAUGAACUGCUUCAAUGGUGUUUGCCAAGUCUCUGAAAUAGGCCCCCACUGCAUUUGCAAUAAUUCCGAUGUGUUCUGGUACCUGGGUAGUUCCUGCCAAAUGCCUGUCCAAAAGGCUGCCCUGGGCCUUGGACUUGCCCUGUCUGUGCUUUUUGUGGUCAGUACCAUCCUGACUGUAUUCCUCAUCAGAAACAAGCAGAAGAAAUCUAAGAAGAGAUGGUUUGAUGAUGCUGAAGUCUGGUAUGGACAAGAAACAGAAGAACAGUGGAUACCAUCUUCGAGCCUGACCAUCAUGAAUAAAUCAGCAGUUUCAUCCUGGAAUGAACAUCAAAAACAAAAUGAAAUCCUCAAACCAUCUUUCAGCUCAGUAGAUACUUCAAUAAAGAAACCAGCAAGAGCAACUAACUACCGAUUUCCUGCUGAGACACUUUCUGCAUCUUUUUCUUCAGUAGCUGAGAUGAAUUAG